AGUUAUAAAUCGGCUGUUAAUUAACUGUUAUUUUCAGUGUGUCUGAGAGCACCAUCGUCCCAACCGCCGGAAGUCUGCAUGAAGCUGCGUCUCCUACAGAAGCAACGGCGUCGACGUUUUUUUUUCUGUCUUGGGUUUUUUUUUUUUUUUUUUUUUUUUAUUCUAGACUUUUUUUUCUCUUUUUUUAUUUUCUCUCAGCGAGAUGAGCAGGGAGUGAGGAAUGGAGGCGUAGGGAGCGAGGAUGUUUGUGUUUACCAAGCGGCAGGCUAGUUAAGCAUAUGAAUAUACAGACAGGCCUCCUUGUAGCUAAAGCAAGCCAGCGAACAAAAGGAGAGAAUUAAUGGAGAAAUAAUGGACGAUUCCCAUUUCAACUCAUCAUACUUUUGGUCUCCCGUCCCCACUGUACAAGGACAGAUCGAGAACGCCAUGUUCCUGAACAAGGCAAAGGAGCAGCUAGGUCCGGACAAGGGCAACGCCUCCUCCUUCCCUCACUCCUCGUCGUCUUCCACCUCCUCCCCCCACUACCCCACGGCUGUGCUCGCCAUCCCCGGCUCGGUGGACACGGGGGCAGGGUUGCGGCUGGUCCCCAAACAGGAAGGAGGUGGGGGUAACGCGGGAGGAGGCGGCGGCGGCAGCGCACCCAUGAGUGCAAUCGGGGGACACCUACACCAGUCGCACACCACCCAGAACGUGACUGUUGUGCCCGUUCCCUCCACGGGUAUCAUGACGGCAGGUGAGUGGGCGGGGUUAGUCAUCACAACCCCUCAAGGCUCACUGGUCCCCACUGCCUCCACGCAGUCAUUUGUAGCUGGACACCCCACUGCCACCACCAUGAUAGUGUCUACAGUGCACCACUCAAAUACAGACAAGAAGGGUGACAUUGCUGUCCCCCCUGCAGUUGUCAUGCCGACGCCAGGGAAGCGAGGCAGGAAGAGCAAACAGGUGAUGGGCAGAGUGGCCGGGGUGGGUGGAGUCCUCCCUCCAGGAAGUGAUGCAUUAAUAUUGGCACACCUCGCUGCUGGUGGACAGCACCAUACCGCUGACCCCUAUGACCUAUCGAAUGAUGAAGAUGAUCAUACCAACAAAGACGGCCCCAAAUCCUACAGGUGUCGGAUGUGCGCAGUGACGUUCUUCAGCAAGUCAGACAUGCAGAUCCACGCCAAGUCCCACACUGAGGCCAAGCCCCACAAGUGCCCCCACUGUUCCAAGUCGUUUGCCAACUCCAGCUACCUGUCCCAGCACAUCCGCAUCCACAGCGGGGCCAAGCCCUACACCUGCACCUACUGCCAGAAAACAUUCAGGCAGCUCAGCCACCUACAGCAGCACACACGAAACCACACUGAGGCCAAGCCCCACAAGUGUCCCCACUGCUCCAAGUCGUUUGCCAACUCCAGCUACCUGUCCCAGCACAUCCGCAUCCACACCGGGGCCAAGCCCUACACCUGCUCCUACUGCCAGAAAGCAUUCAGGCAGCUCAGCCACCUACAGCAGCACACACGGAUUCACACUGGUGACCGGCCGUACAAGUGUAACCAUCCUGGCUGUGAGAAAGCUUUCACUCAGUUGUCCAACUUACAGUCUCACCGUCGGCAGCACAACAAAGACAAGCCGUUCAAGUGCCACAACUGUAACCGUGGUUACACGGAUGCCGCCAGCCUGGAGGUGCACCUGUCCACACACACCGUCAAACAUGCCAAGCUGUUCUCCUGUGGCCUCUGUAACAGAUCCUAUACCUCGGAGACUUAUCUAAUGAAACACAUGAGGAAGCACAACCCCGACCCGCUAACAGUGGCGGCAACAGUCGCCGCUCAGCAAGCCCAGGGCCUCACGCCGGGCGGAGGAGGCGGCAGGGGCCGAGGCCGCGGCCGAGGGAGAGGAGGCGGCGCUGCUGGAGGAAGAGCGGGCCAGCUCCAGAGCCAGGCUAACCCUAACAACCCCAACCAGAACCCGAACCCCGGACCCCCCGGCAGCUACCAACAACCCCAGCAACCCACAGAAGCUGUAGUUCAAUGCCCAUUUGACCUGCAUCAGUACAAGACUGUAGCAGCCAGUGAAAUCCAGUACAAACCAGUCACUGUGGCUGACCUGCCAGUGGCACACAAAGACCUCUGCCUCACCGUCUCCACAUCAGCCAUACAGGUGGAGCACAUGAACUCAUAGGCUGCGUCUUCCCAACCUUUUUUUUUUUUUUUUUUUUUUGAGGAAUUACUAAUGGUGUCUGCAAUGUAAAAAAGGUCCAUAUGAACAAGUAAUUUAAAUGUAUUCCAUAAUAUAUUCCUCUCAAAACAAGUAAACAUUGGCUAGAAGGGUGGAAGACUUUUCUACCCUACGAUGCAGACGAUGCAAAUCAUCUGGUUUUUAAACUUCUGCAGUCUUUAUCGAAUUUGAUCACGUAACAAGACACUCAAGGGGACUCGAUUCAGAUUCACUUUCGUGCGGCUCUUAGUGAGGGGUUUUUUUCUGAAAGGGGUUUAUCAGGUUUAAAGAUACAAGUCCAAUUUUUAUCCACCAAGUGGCAGUUUUUUGUUUUUUUUCCUUCGUUUUAAGAAGCUUUAAUGCUGAGUACAACAUUAAAUUACUUUUUAGAACACAGAUAUUUUACAAUGUGCUCCUUGAUUCCUGAGCCCAUGUUGUGCCAAGGAUCUCUUAAGUAGAAAUGCUGGUCUGGGAAAUCUAUAUAAGUAUUUUAUUUCUUAGCCUGAAGCCAUAUUCCCAUAGUAAAGACUUUCAGAAACAGGAAAUGGGUUUUUUUUUCUCCUGAACACACUAAUCUGUAAAGGGUUUUGGCUUUUAGAUUGUGACGAGUGAGACGGUGAUUAAAUCCUGACCUGAGUUUCCCAAACUCAUCUUGAGUCUUAAGUUCACUUUAAUCCAUUAGAAGUGAAUGGACUCAUCAUUUUUACUAUAAUGUGAUACUUUGUGAAACAUACUUCAUGCACUGAUCCUAGACCAGCAGUCCCGCUCUGAGAAUCUUGAUCUCAGAGGCUCACCGAUGUCUCCUCUCAUUGCGUUCUUUGCAACCGACAUCAUCGGAGGAGGAAGGCCCGCGGAUGUUUUACAGUGCAAAAUAUCCGCGGGGGUGUAAAAUAUCUGUAAAAUACAAAACAAGACCACUCUGCAUGUCUGUGGUGCAGAGUAUUGUCUAAUUUUUUUAACAAUAUUCAGAUCACAUUAAUCUGAAAAUUCUCCAUUAUUAAGUUCAAGCCAAAACAAAGGGAGUGAGAAAGACCAGGUAUCAAAUGAUUUAAGACUGUAGAGGUUCACAAUAGCAACUGAGAUAUCACGGCAGAAAAAAAAGAGGAAGAUUUAAAUGAAUAAAAGUGUUUUGAAUGACACUGUCAAUGUGCCAUGGACAACAGAGGGUGGACCAGCCUGAGGAAAGAAGAGUUGCAGCAGGAGGAAACGGACGGCGGUGUAUUGCGGGAUAUGGUGAAAGCCUGGGUGUUCAGCUCCCGAAUCAUGCUGUCCUUUACACCCUCCUCCUCCUCCUCCUCCUCCUCUCAGAAAGCGAGGAAUUAAGGAACUCUUUCUUUUGUCGGAGCCCAAAGGAUUGAACAAAAGAGACAAGAGCGGUUCAAGAAUGCACUAAAUGUGAGGAAUCUGCUGCCGAGCGAGAUGGAAACACGACAGAGAGAGAGAGAGAAAAAGAAAAAAAAAGGGCUUGGUGGGGUGGGAGGGGUCAUAAAGAAAGCACUUGAUGAAGCUUGUACUUCACCGCCUAUGUUUGUCAUCGUUGUACUUUUUUUUAUAUAUCAUGUGUAUGUAUUUUUCUACCAACAGAGGAACGUGUGAACAAGAGAGAAAGCAAAGUGAGUGCAUGAAUGUGAAGGGAACAAAGAGAAAACUCCUAACAGCGUUUUUUUUUUUGUCCCCUUUUUUUUUUUUUUUUUUUUUGUUA
This is a messenger RNA of Thunnus maccoyii (southern bluefin tuna), 3898 nucleotides long. RefSeq names its product zinc finger protein 384 a (gene znf384a). The transcript is spliced from 11 exons. The record is from RefSeq and is a predicted model, not a curated record. NCBI's taxonomy places the organism in Eukaryota, Metazoa, Chordata, Actinopteri, Scombriformes, Scombridae. Gene Ontology annotation, cellular component: nucleus. Gene Ontology annotation, biological process: regulation of transcription by RNA polymerase II; central nervous system development. Gene Ontology annotation, molecular function: DNA-binding transcription activator activity, RNA polymerase II-specific; RNA polymerase II cis-regulatory region sequence-specific DNA binding. The coding region runs from base 352 to 2160 and encodes 602 amino acids.